Molecule: messenger RNA, 2031 nt
Organism: Brassica oleracea var. oleracea
Lineage: Eukaryota; Viridiplantae; Streptophyta; Magnoliopsida; Brassicales; Brassicaceae
Product: plastidial pyruvate kinase 3, chloroplastic
Exons: 12
Coding region: 113-1828 (571 amino acids)
Biological process (GO): glycolytic process
Cellular component (GO): chloroplast stroma; cytoplasm
Molecular function (GO): potassium ion binding; pyruvate kinase activity; magnesium ion binding
Source: RefSeq, a predicted model, not a curated record
CCCCCCCCCCCCCGUCUCUCUCUCUCUUAAAUAUCAGUUUUAACACAAAACCUCAUUCUCUCUCUCUCUUUAUCUCUCCUCUGCUUGACCUCUGUUCUUCAAGUUGUACGACAUGGCGGCGACAGGUCAAAUCUCGACGAGAAUGACGGUGGAUCGCACUCUGUCCUCCUCCAGGAACGCUGGACUUUCCCUUUCACCAUCACCACAGAGAACACUAAUCGGCGUCUCCGGAAGGUCUGGUAUCGCUCACCGUCAACUGUCUCUCUCUGUCAGAUCGAUUAACACCAAUGAAGAUAGCCGGAAAGUCAAGGUGUAUGCAGAGAAUGGCGCUUUCGAUUUGGGAGUGAUGGAUCCUUCAGUGGAGCCAUAUAAAUUUGCGGAGCCAAGAACAAGUCAUAAUGAUUCGAGGAGGAAAACUAAGAUAGUGUGUACCAUUGGACCUUCCUCUAGCUCUCGUGAAAUGAUUUGGAAACUUGCGGAAGCAGGAAUGAAUGUGGCUCGUUUGAAUAUGUCUCAUGGAGACCAUGCUUCUCAUCAGAUUACUAUUGAUCUUGUUAAAGAAUACAACUCUCUCUUUGUUGACAAAGCCAUUGCUAUCAUGUUGGAUACAAAGGGUCCUGAGGUUCGAAGUGGGGAUGUACCUCAGCCGAUCUUCCUUGAAGAGGGUCAAGAGUUUAAUUUUACCAUCAAGAGAGGUGUCUCCAUGAAAGACACCGUCAGUGUCAACUAUGAUGAUUUUGUUAACGAUGUCGAAGUUGGAGACAUACUUUUGGUGGAUGGUGGAAUGAUGUCACUAGCUGUUAAGUCCAAGACGAGCGAUUUGGUGAAAUGUGUAGUUAUUGACGGUGGAGAGCUUCAAUCUAGACGUCACUUGAAUGUUCGAGGAAAGAGUGCCACUCUUCCUUCCAUAACAGACAAAGAUUGGGAAGACAUCAAAUUUGGAGUGGACAACCAAGUUGAUUUCUAUGCUGUCUCUUUUGUUAAGGAUGCUAAAGUUGUCCAUGAGUUGAAAAACUACCUCAAAACCUGCAGUGCGGAUAUCUCUGUGAUUGUGAAAAUUGAAAGCGCAGAUUCCAUAAAGAAUCUUCCCUCCAUUAUAUCUGCUUGUGAUGGGGCAAUGGUCGCUCGUGGAGAUCUUGGAGCUGAACUUCCCAUUGAGGAGGUCCCCUUGUUACAGGAAGAGAUAAUCAGAAGGUGCAGGGACAUUCAUAAACCAGUGAUUGUCGCCACAAACAUGCUAGAGAGUAUGAUUAAUCAUCCAACACCUACAAGAGCUGAAGUAUCUGACAUUGCAAUUGCAGUGCGCGAAGGGGCAGAUGCUAUCAUGCUUUCUGGUGAAACCGCACACGGAAAGUUUCCUCUGAAAGCUGUUAACGUGAUGCAUACCGUGGCUUUGAGAACUGAGGCUAGUCUACCUGUUAGAACCUCAGCAAUCCGUACUACUGCUUACAAGGGUCGCAUGGGCCAAAUGUUUGCUUUCCAUGCUUCUAUAAUGGCGAAUACACUGAACACACCGAUCAUUGUAUUCACGAGAACUGGAUCCAUGGCAGUGCUUCUGAGCCAUUACCGGCCGUCCUCAACAAUUUUCGCCUUCACAAACCAGAGAAGAAUAAUGCAGAGGCUGGCUCUUUACCAAGGUGUCAUGCCUAUAUACAUGGAGUUUUCUGAUGACGCAGAAGAUACAUAUGCCCGUUCCUUGAAACUCCUACAGGACGAGAGUAUGCUCAAGGAAGGACAACAUGUAACGCUUGUCCAAAGCGGUGCGCAACCUAUUUGGCGUGAAGAAUCAACACAUCUCAUACAAGUCCGUAAGAUUAAGAUAGGUUGAUGUCUUUACUACUUGAGCUUCUGCAUUUCUGACUAUUUUUCUUACACGAUUUGAUCCAAUAUUGUUUAAGUCACUCACAGUAGUGAAACCAUAUAUAUAUAAGUUAUUCAACCACAUGACUGUAAAAACAAAAGAGUCUUUUCGAUUAAAAAGACCAAUCCGAUUCAGCCUUUUUAUUUAUCAAUCAGUUUGUUUGUUACAUU